Cucurbita moschata (crookneck pumpkin) is the source of this 1050-nucleotide messenger RNA. Its product is annotated as 20 kDa chaperonin, chloroplastic-like. Gene Ontology annotation, biological process: positive regulation of superoxide dismutase activity. Bases 150 to 917 code for a protein of 255 amino acids. The record is from RefSeq and is a predicted model, not a curated record. Lineage: Eukaryota; Viridiplantae; Streptophyta; Magnoliopsida; Cucurbitales; Cucurbitaceae. The transcript is spliced from 6 exons. Gene Ontology annotation, molecular function: protein folding chaperone; transition metal ion binding; ATP binding. Gene Ontology annotation, cellular component: mitochondrial matrix; chloroplast.
GUCCACAUUAUGGAAGCAAUUUCUAGAAGGCUCUAAUUUCUCGGAUAAAACCCACUUCAACUGCUGGAGCUGCUAGGGUUUAUCUUCUUCCUUCUCUAAUCUUCUAAUCCGUUGAAGCCGCGGCUCUCUCUUCAUCUUCAGAACGUGAAAUGGCGGCAGCUCAGCUCACAGGAUCUCUAAUUUCUGCGAGGAACCUGCCUUCUUUCGAUGGCCUUCGUCCUUCUGCGGUGAAAUUCUCUCCUUCUAUCGUUCAUAUGAUAGUGGGGGGUCGGGCCAACAGAUCUUACACUGGCUUGGUUGUUAGAGCUGCUACUGUGGUUGCUCCAAAGUACACUUCGAUCAAGCCAUUGGGCGACAGAGUGCUGGUGAAAAUAAAGGAAGCUGAAGAGAAGACUGAUGGAGGGAUUUUACUUCCAACAACGGCUCAGUCCAAACCUCAAGGUGGGGAGGUUGUUGCGGUUGGAGAAGGCAAGUCAAUUGGAAAUACCAAAGUGGAAAGUAGUGUAAAGACUGGUGCUCAAGUUGUGUACUCCAAGUAUGCUGGAACUGAGUUAGAGUUCAAUGGUUCAAAGCAUCUUAUUCUGAAGGAAGAUGAUAUCGUCGGUAUUCUAGAAACCGAUGAUGCGAAAGAUCUUCAGCCCCUAAACGACAGGGUCUUGAUCAAGGUGGCUGCGGCUGAGGAAAAAACAGCAGGAGGUUUGCUGCUGACAGAGGCAUCCAAAGAGAAACCGUCGAUCGGAACGGUGAUAGCAGUUGGCCCUGGUCAUCUGGACGAGGAGGGCAACAAGAAACCGCUUUCGAUUGCAGCGGGAAAUAACGUGAUGUACUCGAAGUAUGCUGGGAACGAGUUCAAGGGCAAAGAUGGAUCUGAUUUCAUCGCUUUGAGGGCUUCAGACGUGAUUGCAGUUCUAUCUUAGUUGUAUUUAGUCUGUGAUUGGUUAUAUAAAACACAUGUUUUUUUGUGGUUUUGCUUCGCUUAAAGAGAGGGAUUUUGAAGAAGGCAACUGAGAUUAUUUGAGUAAUAACAGGAAAUUCGUUGAUCUUGUUCCA